GCACUUGACACUUUGAGUUGGUUCGUGGAUGCCGGCGAACUGGGACGUUGGUGCCUAAACCUAAGUGUCUAUCAGCAAGAGUUUUCAUCCUUGGUUUUCCAACCCGGCCUUCGUCCCAUACCCUUGGAUAAGUAACGAUGCUGUUGGUAGGACUGUCAGCGCUGCUACUCCUGGGCUUGGCCCGGGUGCCUGAAGUAACUGCCCAGACUGCAGGAUCUUGCCCAACUGACGCCUGCAGUGGCCAAGGUACAUGUGUAGACGAUGCUACAACCGGCACCUUUUACGGCAGAUCAACAUGUUACUGCGAUCAAGCAUAUUUUGGAAACAACUGUGAAACCUUUGAAUUUCUUCAAAAUUGUGAUUUCUCCGUCCCUAACGUAAACGAGCCUAACGUAUGGAUUAACGCGACCAACAUAGCACAUCGUACUAGUUGUGUGAUCACUGUGAAGCCGCAUGGUGCUGAUGUCAUUCGCGUUGAAGUUUUUAACUUCUCAGUGGAAUUGUCUAAAGACACCGUUGAGGUUGGUCCUGAAUUGCCCGGAAACAAUCCGGAAUACGACGAAGGUUCAAACGAUAAUGCCGGAUACACAGGCGGCUUAUAUAACACGAGUACUCUAUAUAUUGUCACGCGUACUGACAAGAACAUAGAAAGUUCUUGGAUCUUCAGAAUUUCUUCAGACGGAAAUGACUGCUUGAGUGUAGAAACCCCGUGUGAAAAUGGUGGAACGUGCAUUGACGAAUGGCAAAAUUACACCUGUGUUUGCCCAACCGGUUUUACAGGCCCAUACUGUGGAGUGGUGGUUGAUGACUGUGAAUCCGGCCCGUGCCAAAACGGAGGAACUUGCAACACAAUUACUACUGGAGGCUACACGUGUACUUGUACAGUCAGUUAUACGGGAGUCCAUUGCGAGACAGGCGUCGUCAUUGUGGACAGCACCACACCAAAUGUGUUUUCAAGCGCUGUGCGCGAGGGGUUCACUUCUCAGUCAUUAACUUUCAAUUUGGCAUUUUCGCCUGCAUCUACAAACACAUACUCUAUCAGUGGAGGUUCGGGUCUCUGGCAGGUCAACGGUUUCUUCUCCUCGGCUUCGAAUGGGGCGACGGUAGUCGGUGGCAGCGCCCUUGAACUUACAGCUUCCCAACAGGCUACAAAUUGGAAUCCUCCCUUUACUACAACGAUCGCCUCUAUUGCAGCUAAUUCUGUGCCUGUGCCAUCUAACAUCCUCUGUUCUGAUAUGGAAUAUUUCUGCGCUCGACUUGACAGAGGUCCAGCUCCUAAUCCUUUAUACGAACUCUUGGGUGAUCCAGAUGCUACAUCUCUUCGUGGUUGCACAUCGGUAACAUGCAGAGGUGUUGAAAUAAUUGGCUCAAGUCUGACCAUAACAUCAGGAAACCUGAGAGACGGACUAUCACAGACAGUCACAGCAAAUUUCAAUCUACAAUCCGAUGCUGGCGGUGGGGCUGUUAGCGGUACUGGACUAUGGACCCUUGGAUUCUUCAGCAGUGACUCCCUUACCAGUACAUCCGGCAACGGGGCUUUGAGCUUUACGUUUUCACAACCUUAUAAUGUAGGAGUUAAUCCUGGCCAAGAUGCAGUAUUCAAUGGUCUAAAUUUUGAAGUAGAUCUGUCUGGACAAUACACCUGUGAUGAUAUCCCAUAUAUCUGCAUCAUUGCUGCUAAAAAUGUCGAUGCAUCACCGGACUUCACCCUUACAACUAUACCAAAUGAUAAUGUUCUUACAGCCUGCACAAGUAUCACGUGUACAGGAGUGGAAAUAGCCGACACAUCAGUUAUCAUCACAUCGGGCGACUUGCUGGAAGGAGAGUCUGGACAGACCGUGACCUUCGGCUUCUCGAUGAAUCCAUCGUCAAACUCUGGUGCGGUCAGUGGGACCAAUCUCUGGAGUUUCGUCGCUGUUGGAAGUGAUGGAACGAAUUCUCUGACGUCAAACUACAAUGUGAAUUUGGCAGGACAAGGAGGAGUAAGCGUUAGUCCUGGGUCUACUUCGACAUUUUCGAACUUGAAUUUUGACGUUGAUCUAUCCGGCAAUGUCAACUGCGACAGCCUACCCUCUAUCUGUGUUACAAUAGCCAAGAGAACCACCUCACCGUUACCAAACCCAGACUUCUCUUUUAGUGGAACUCCUACCGACGACGUCUUGACAUCAUGUGAUACAAUAACGUGCAGAGAUGUUUCAAUUGCAUCAACUACCACAACAGUUUCUGCGGGAGUGAUAGGUGACGGCCUGAACAACAAUGUGCCCGUCUCCAUCACCAUCACUCCCAGUUCCAAUAGCGGUACCGCAAUUGGGGAUGGACUCUGGAUGAUAACUGUCUUUGCCAGCGCAAGUGCUGAUGGAAGUGGUACUCGCUUUGACGAAGUAGACAUCGGUCUUACGGAUGCGCAAGCAGGAACAACUCUGUUUUAUAACUCACAGGCUACGAUCAGUGGACUGGUAUACCCUCUUAAUCUGGCCGAUGGUCCUGAUUGUUCUCAAUUCACACAUAUCUGUACCGAGUUGCAACGGGGGGCUAAUCCACAGCCCUCUUAUACGUUGGCAUCAGGCAGUACUGUAUCUUGCGUUGCGGUUGAUUGCUCUGCUGUGGAGCUUGUUGAAUUAUCUCUGACUGCACCCGCAUAUGUGGUAGAAGGAGAGAACAAUGAUGUUGAUCUGUCAAUCUCACUUACUUCCUCUGCGGAUAGUAGUGUUGCAAGUGGUGACGGACUGUGGAAAGUGACAGCAUUUGCCAGUUCUAAUGCAGCCGGAAGCGGCUUCAGGUACGAUGAACAGGUCAUUAAUUUGAGCACAGGCCAAGCAGGCACGACUCUGCAACCAGGAGUACCGACUACAAUCAGCGGGCUAGGGUACACCUUGAGCACGAGUAACGGUCCAACGUGUUCCCAAUUCGGUUAUAUUUGUGUCGUAGUAGAAAAGGGAGACAACCCAAUGCCGGAAUUUAAUUUGGAACCUACAUCUAUCACCGAUUGUACCGCGGUCGACUGUAGAGGCGUGGAUAUCAGUCAGUUUUCAGUCACUUUGGAUACUGCUGAAGUCUUCCAUGGUCAAGCCGACAACAUCAUCAUGGACCUCUUCGCUACGGCCAGCAGCGACUAUGGUAGCAUUUCAGGAGCAAACAUUUGGGGCUUAACAGCAUGGCUUAGCAAUUCCCAGUCCGGAAGUGGUACCAGGUAUGAGCUGGAUUCCAAUGUUCCAAUAUCUUCUAUGGCAAUCAAUUCUGGCCAAACUACCACAUUCAUGAACGUGGAAUAUUUCGUAGACCUCACAACGUCUCCAACAUGCGACCAAUUCAGUUACGUAUGCGUCGAACUUUCACGGAAUUCUGGAGACUUUGAGCUGACAGGUGACCUCAUGGCUUGUACUCCGGUUACGUGUACAGAUAUCGAUGAGUGUGACAGUGGUCCGUGUCUGAACGGAGGUACUUGCAAUGACAUGGUCAAUGGAUAUACUUGUUCCUGUCGACCAGGAUAUACCGGUGUCUUCUGCCAGAUAAAUAUCAACGAGUGUGCCAGUGGCCCUUGUCUUAACGGUGGAACAUGUUUUGACCGCGUAAACUCGUAUGUGUGUCAAUGUGCUCCUGGAUAUACUGGAAUACGCUGUGAAACUGACAUCAACGAAUGCGCCAGUAGUCCUUGUCAAAACGGGGCAUUCUGUACAGAUCAGGUCAAUGCUUACUUCUGCACAUGUCUUGCUGGAUUUACCGGACCUUUAUGUUCUAUAAACAUCAAUGAAUGUGCCAGCGGACCUUGUCAAAACGGAGGUACUUGUUCGGACCAGAUAAAUGGUUACCAAUGUCAGUGUCUUCCUGGAUAUACUGGAACCGCAUGUCAAAUCGAUAUCGACGAAUGCGCUAGUGUGCCUUGUCUGAACGCUGGGACAUGUAUAGAUCAAGUGAAUCAGUACACCUGUACUUGUCCUUCGGGAUAUACUGGAACAAUCUGUGGAAUCAAUAUCAACGAAUGUGCCAGUGGACCUUGCCAGAACAGUGGAACUUGCGUAGAUCAAGUGAAUCAGUACAUUUGCUUUUGUCUACCAGGAUAUACUGGAACUCAUUGCGAAACCAAUAUCAACGAAUGUCUCAGUGGUCCUUGUCGAAAUGGAGCUACUUGCAUUGAUGGAAUUAACAUGUAUACCUGCCAAUGUGCCCCUGGAUUUACUGGCACUUUCUGUGGUGUUGACAUCAAUGAAUGCGCCAGCAAUCCGUGCUCACAAGGAAGCUGCAUAGACAGAGUUAAUUCAUUUGAGUGCCAAUGUUUCCCUGGGUAUACAGGAACGCUAUGUGAUAUCAAUAUCAACGAAUGCGCUAGUGGGCCUUGUGAGAAUGGUGGAACCUGCAUAGAUCAAGUAAAUCAGUACAUCUGUAAUUGCCCGGCGGGAUUUACCGGAACGCACUGCGAAAUCAAUAUCAACGAAUGCGCUAGUGGGCCUUGUGAGAAUGGUGGAACCUGCAUAGAUCAAGUGAAUCAGUACACCUGUAAUUGUGUGCCAGGAUAUACUGGAACUCGAUGUCAAAUCAAUAUCAACGAGUGUGCCAGUGCUCCUUGUCUCAAUGGAGGUUACUGUGUGGAUGGAAUCAACAGUUAUACUUGCCAAUGUGCUGCUGGCUUUACUAGUACUCGCUGUGAAAUAAAUAUCAAUGAGUGUGCAAGUAGCCCUUGUCUGAAUGGAGGUACCUGCCUCGAUGGAGUUAACAUGUUUACAUGCCAGUGUACGUCACAAUGGACAGGAGUCAUAUGCCAGACAAGUCUGAAUGCAUGCAUAAGCAGUCCAUGUCAGAAUGGUGGAACAUGCAGUAACUCUGGUACUGACUACAUAUGCGAAUGCUCUCCUGGAUUUGCUGGAACUAACUGUGAAAUAAAUAUUAAUGAGUGUGCCAGCUUACCAUGUCAGAACGGCGGAGAGUGUCAGGAUGGCGUUGCAAUGUAUACGUGCAUUUGCCCAGAAGGAUAUUCCGGAGUAAAUUGCAACUCGGUCGGAUUCUGUAAUCUAGAGGGAGUGUGGUUCAAUGAGUUAAAUGAUCAAAUCUCCAUCAGUCUCACGUCUACUGGCAUGUUCCUGGGUGACUACAAGAGCAGCAUCGAGGUUCUGACCGGAUACUAUGCUCCGACUGUUGUCGUUGGAUAUGCAAACCAGAACUGUGACUUCCCAUCCUUUGGUUUUGUCAUAACCCGGGACAAUGGCAAGUCCACCACCAGCUGGUCUGGACAGUGUCAUCUGUGUGAUGGAGAAGAGGUACUCUACACCACUUGGACUAACACUGAACGUGUCACCACCUGUGCUGCAGUCAAACGGGCUACGCUGAUUGGCACAGACAAGUGGACUCGCUACCAGCAGAGCACUGCUCCACGUGAAGAUCUUUGAGGUCUAUUUCUAAUAACUCCUUGAAACUCACUGAGGUGACGGGAUAUCAAGUCUUUCAUUUUGAAAUUGCUAUUCAAGUAAUAAGUUUAUGAAAUGGCUCUAAAAAGCGGUAAAAUGCAGGGGAACUUUUGUGGAGCAGGGGUGGGGGCAGAGCACUACCCUAUUUUUUCAAGUGAUUAAAAGAAGGAAAAAUGACAUAAAAAGAAAGGAAAAUGAGAUUAAUAGAAAAGUGGAAAAUUUGAACAUAGAAAGCUGUACCAUAAAGCUGUAUAAUUUAUUAUCAAGGAAGAAAAAAGGGGAAUUUACCUUAAAAUCACUUUGCCCCUCCCCACCCUACUCCUCGAUCAAAACAUCCUGUCAUUGUCCUCCGUAAGAUAAUACAUUUUUUUUUUACUAUACUAUGUAAUGUUCUGGAUGUUUUUUAAUGAAAAUAAAUAACAAUCUCAUGGUUUUCACUUUUUUAUUUACUGUAAAAGCCUCACCCUGCAUGCAUCAUCCAUAAGAUAGUUUGGUAAGGAAAUGUUAUCACCUCGGUUCAUGAAAGAAAACAAAGAAACAGUUCAAUGAUAAAAUAACAUUUGUAACAGUUUCGACUUGUCUUUCACACUUUUAAGCUAAAUACUUUCCCCAAAUAUCUAUUCAUGUGAUACUUCUUAAUAUUGUAUAUUAUAGUAUAUUAUCUAUGAUUUCGAUUCAAAAGUCCUACUUACUAUUAAAGGGAUGAAUAUUAAAACCACUGACGCUUUGGUGCAAAAGUAUAUCAUAUUUUCUUGAUGUUUGUGCUGGAAUGCUCUAAAAAUAAUUUGUAAUCAGCCUGGUUCAACUGAUAUAAAUGUUUUCACUAUUUUCUAUUUAGAAAUUAAUAUGUUCUCAUCGAACGGGCUAGGAAAUAUUAAGAUAUAAAUCAUAAAACCGUUAAAUUUAGCUGAUCCUUUCUUCUAUGCAAUAUCACUAGUUUCAUUUUAGAGUGUAAAUGAUUGGAAUAGGAAGAGGAUCGAUAACAAAUAAAUUUUGUACCGCAAAAUCAACUGAAACCUGAGGUGUGUGCUCCAGUUCAUUUGCUUAGAAAGAUACCACGAAACAUAAUUAUUUUAGCCUAGAGUUUAGCCUAGAGUUAUCCUAUUAUAUUUUAGGUUAAUUUUAAUAUUGGCAGUACUACGACAUUUUUAUAUUUUGUAUAUAAUAUGAAGUCUUUCAAAAAUGUGAAUGUUAAAUCGUGAGAUGUAUAAAAGAUAAGGGGCGAUUCUCUUACUUUCAUCUUUACCUUGUGGUAUAUUCUUAUAUUCUAUGUGCAAAAUAAGCUCAUGCAUUUUAUUGUUAGGAGAAAUAUGGCGGGAUAAAUAAAGUAGUCUUCCAUUAGAAAACCAGCCUUCCAAUAGAAAAACAUGAUUCUUUUAAUAAAAUGGUCACGCUAUUGCCUUUAACCAAAACCAUACAUACAUGUAAAUGUAAUAUGAUUAAUUACAGUGGAAAGCAAACAAUACUAUCUCGAAGUUUAAUAGUAUUCUAUGUAGAUAAGCACCAAAUACUUCAUGGAGUUUCAUGGUCAUUUAUAUUAACUUCGUUUUGGGCAAUGAUUUAUUAAAAAAACACAGUGAAAAUA
Molecule: messenger RNA, 6984 nt
Organism: Lytechinus pictus (painted urchin)
Lineage: Eukaryota; Metazoa; Echinodermata; Echinoidea; Temnopleuroida; Toxopneustidae
Product: fibropellin-1-like
Exons: 28
Coding region: 138-5381 (1747 amino acids)
Molecular function (GO): calcium ion binding; Notch binding; biotin binding
Source: RefSeq, a predicted model, not a curated record